CGGACAUUGAGUUCUUCUCUUAUUAUUCAAUACAACUGCUAUAUUUAUACAGCUUUUAUUUGCAACAGAAAUAUUAUAUUAUAGGAAGAGACAAGAAGAGAACCUUUUGGAGGGUGUUAAAGAUUGACAGGAUGGAGUGUUCUGAGCUACACAUUAUUGAAGAUUCUACAAUAUACUCUGAAAAUGAGUGUUCUGACCUGUUGAAACGGCUAGAUGAAGGAAACAAGAUAACAGGUGGACUUAAAUUAGUCACAACUUGUUAUGGAGUCGUUGGGUUUGUCAAAUUUCUAGAACCUUAUUACAUGCUGCUUAUAACAAAAAGAAGGAAGAUCGGUGAAAUUUGUGGCCAUAAGAUAUACGCCAUCACAAAGAGCAAGAUGAUUAUGAUUCCCAAUCCUACUGUCAGGACCUUAAUGGCUUAUUCCAAGAACGAGAACAGGUACAAGAAGCUUCUCUGCAUAGUGGACCUUACAAAGGACUUCUUUUUCAGCUAUUCAUACAAUGUCAUGCGUAGUCUUCAGAAGAACUUUGGUGAUUAUAAGACAGGAGAAUACCUCUAUAGAAAAAUGUUUGUUUGGAAUGAGUUCUUAACAAGUGAAAUCCGGAACAACUUCAGCAAUACUCUCUGGACAGUUGCCUUGGUGCAUGGCUUCUUUAAACAGGUCACAUUUUCUAUAUCUGGCAGGAACUUCAAGUUUACCCUCAUUGCCAGACGCUCACGUUUUUAUGCAGGCACCAGAUAUUUGAAACGUGGUGUAAAUGAUCGGGGUAGAGUAGCUAAUGAUGUUGAGACAGAACAGAUUGUAUCUGAAGAUACUGCUGAAGAGUGCGCAAUGCAAAUCAGCUCUGUGGUGCAAUAUCGUGGAUCAAUCCCCCUGUUCUGGUCCCAGAAUACUUCAGGAUUUCGUAAAUUUAGACCUGAAUUUUCUUUGCCAGCGGAACAGCAUAAUUAUAAAGCCACAAGACUUCAUUUUAAGAAUCUUGUCAAGAGAUAUGGAAAGCCAAUAGUUAUAUUGAGUUUGCUUAAGACACGUGGGAAGAAGCGUGCUGAAAAAACUCUAGGUGUAGCAUAUGCAAAAGCUAUCACAUCCAUUAUUGAUAAAUUACCAGAAAAGAAUCACCUAAGGUUUUGUCGUUGGGAUCUACAUAGACACAUGUACUAUAGAAGGGCUUUGCAUGAGUUGAAGCAGUUAGGAGAAUUUGCUGCAGAUACAUUGGACUUAACUGGCAUCUUUUACUGUCGAGUACCACCAAAUUUAUGGCAGGAGAGAUUUUUAAAUUUUUCCUACUUUGAUAAAUAUCAUGGUCACUGCUCUUUAGAGGACCUCUUCAAUAAAAAUGAGGAUGGUGAUAACCUGGAAACAAAAGUUUCUGCUGGUAGUGUUUGCAAUGAUGCAAAUGGAAACUAUGGUGCCAAAUCCACGUUUCAAAAAGGGAUCCUAAGGACCAACUGCAUGGACUGCUUAGAUCGCACUAAUGUUGCCCAAUAUGCGUAUGGGCUAGCUGCCCUUGGACAUCAGCUGCAUGCUUUGGGAUUUAUAGAUUCCCCAAAUAUUGAUUUUGAAGCCCCUUUGGCAGAGAACUUAAUGAGAGUUUAUGAGGCUAUGGGUGACACACUUGCACUGCAAUAUGGUGGCUCCCCAGCACACAAUAAGAUAUUUGCUGACAUCAGAGGUCAAUGGAGACCAGCAAUUGAUUGCCAGGAUCUAAUUACAACUGUACAAAGAUAUUACAGCAAUGCCUUCUCGGAUUUUGAGAGACAAGACGCAAUCAAUGUGUUCUUGGGUUACUUUCGUCCACAACAGGGUAAACCAGUUCCGUGGGAAUUCGAUCAAGACCAGUGCAACACUGUCGGGAGGUCAUCUUUUAAAAGGUCACUAUCAGAUAGUGAUAUUCUCUCUAGAAGUAACUCAACUAUGGCGAGCACAGAUGUACUGCAUAAUCAGCCUUUGUCUGAACAAGUGAAAGGAAGGAGCAUUAGUCUUUUGGAUUUCAUGCCAGAGAUCCCAACUCAGCCUUUGUCUGAAGCACAAAGAGAAAGGACGAGUAUUUCAGAGUUCUCGCCAGAGAUCUCAACUACUAUCAGCUCUGGGCUGCUUCCUGGACGUAUGCAAGAUGACCAAAGUCUUAAAAGUGGUGACAUAUGUGACAAUGAACAUAGAGAUGCAUCUAACAAAAGUUUAUUUGAUAUGGGCUGGCAUUCUUCAGCAGGAAAUUCUUUUUAUGAAGCAGAAGAAAGGUUCCUUUGUUGCAAUGAUAUGGUACAUCAAAUAAAGGGACUGUCCCCCGUUGAAUAUUCUAAGAGCUUUGUGCAUUGGGUUUUUCAUGGGGAAGCACUCUUCCAUAGAAGAUGACUAAAGAUUUAACCAUAAUAUUCAUUUCCGCCAUUAUUUAAAUCUAAUCUAUCCAAAGGAUGUGAUCCUCUCUCUUUUCUUUCUUUUUCUCGAUGGGUAAAUGAUACCCAUAGCUAAUUCUUUAUGCAUCUCCA
Corylus avellana is the source of this 2488-nucleotide messenger RNA. RefSeq names its product phosphoinositide phosphatase SAC2. Gene Ontology annotation, cellular component: intracellular membrane-bounded organelle. Lineage: Eukaryota; Viridiplantae; Streptophyta; Magnoliopsida; Fagales; Betulaceae. Gene Ontology annotation, molecular function: phosphatidylinositol-3,5-bisphosphate 5-phosphatase activity. Gene Ontology annotation, biological process: phosphatidylinositol dephosphorylation. The record is from RefSeq and is a predicted model, not a curated record.